ACUUCAUUUUGCUUCCAUUGUCUUAUAGGUAUAAAAACCAGGUGCCAAUAAAUGUCCAUGCAAACCCUGGAAAGUAUAUUAUUGAAAGUCGAUAUGGAAUGCAUACCUUGGAGAUUAACGAAUGUGAUUUUGAAGAUACAGCUCAGUACCGGGCCUCUGCAAUGAAUGUUAAAGGAGAGCUUUCAGCAUAUGCUUCAGUUGUGGUAAAGAGAUAUAAGGGAGAAUUUGAUGAGACUCACUUCCAUACUGGGGCUUCCACUAUGCCCCUCAGCUUUGCUGUGACCCCUUAUGGUUAUGCGUCCAAGUUUGAGAUCCACUUUGAUGACAAAUUUGAUGUCUCUUUUGGGAGGGAGGGAGAGACGAUGAGUCUGGGCUGCCGUGUUGUCAUCACUCCUGAAAUUAAACAUUUCCAGCCAGAGGUCCAGUGGUACAGAAAUGGGGCACCUGUUUCUCCAUCAAAAUGGGUGCAGCCACAUUGGAGUGGAGAUCGGGCAACACUGACAUUUUCCCAUCUCAACAAAGAAGAUGAAGGCCUCUAUACAAUCCGUGUACGAAUGGGAGAAUAUUACGAACAAUAUAGCGCUUACGUCUUUGUUCGAGAUGCUGAUGCAGAGAUUGAAGGAGCCCCAGCUGCACCCUUGGAUGUGGUGUGCUUGGAUGCCAACAAAGAUUAUAUCAUCAUCUCUUGGAAGCAGCCAGCUGUAGAUGGAGGGAGCCCUAUCCUGGGAUAUUUUAUUGAUAAGUGUGAGGUAGGCACAGAUUGCUGGUCACAAUGUAACGACACACCUGUGAAGUUUGCUCGAUUUCCAGUCACUGGGUUGAUAGAAGGUCGUUCCUACAUAUUCCGAGUCCGAGCUGUGAAUAAAACUGGAAUAGGCCUACCAUCUCGAGUUUCUGAGCCUGUGGCUGCUCUGGAUCCAGCUGAGAAAGCUAGACUUAAAAGUCGCCCUUCGGCACCCUGGACUGGACAGAUCAUUGUCACUGAAGAGGAACCUACAGGUAAAAACUCUAGUUUCCCCAGAUAAUAUUGCUGAUGUUUUGCUAUGUGGUUUAUC
Molecule: messenger RNA, 1055 nt
Organism: Castor canadensis (American beaver)
Lineage: Eukaryota; Metazoa; Chordata; Mammalia; Rodentia; Castoridae
Source: RefSeq, a predicted model, not a curated record